Messenger RNA from Alternaria arborescens, 783 nucleotides. RefSeq lists its product as hypothetical. The record is from RefSeq and is a predicted model, not a curated record. The transcript is spliced from 3 exons. The coding region runs from base 1 to 783 and encodes 260 amino acids. NCBI's taxonomy places the organism in Eukaryota, Fungi, Ascomycota, Dothideomycetes, Pleosporales, Pleosporaceae.
AUGCCUACCGUUCUCCAGACAGCGGGCGACAUGGUCGACAAUCUGGGAAACAAGAUUCACUACACCACGAGGAGAGUGGGUGAUCAGAUCGAGACCACCACCAACCAGGUGUUGCCGCCCAAGCAGCGCGAGCACAUGCUCGAGAGAGCCCGGGAAUACGCUCGCCAGAACCCGAAAGCAGCAGCCUUUCUGACCACACAGACCGCAUUGACUGGUCUCCCGCUCGUCCUUUUUCUCGCCUUCGCAGCAACAACCCUCCUCGUCUCCCUCUCAACCUGCCUCUUCCUUGGCAUCCUCGUCUCAAUCGCCAUUACCUUCUUCCUAGUCGGCUUCGCCCUCCUCUUUGUUGUCCCCACCGUCAUCAUCGCCAGCUGUUCGGCUACCAUCAUCUUCAUCUGGGGCUUCGUGGGCUACAUUAUCCUACGCAGGUUCAAUGAGGGUGAGGAGCCAGCUAAGCUUGGCACGCGCGUUGGUGACAAGUUGCACAAGUUGACAGGCGGUAGAUCGGGAUAUUUCCAAGGCGAUCAGACAUCUGAGGAGAGCAGUCGCGACCGAGACGUGGUGGGUGCUGGAAAAUCUGCAAAGGGCCAUGAUGGUGGUGCUGGGCACGCAUAUGGUGGUGUAUCGUCGAGUGCGCGCGACGGCGGGCCUGUGAAUGGCGUGAAUGGCACACAGGGUGCUGUUGAGUGGGAGAGGAAAUGGGAUGGUGUCAAGUCCGAGCCUGUUGUCUUGGAUACGGAGAACGUCUUUGAGGCCCUGAAAGCGGAGACUCCAGUCGCUUAG